CCCCACAUUACCAUCACCCGGGAGGGGGCUGAGCCACCCCCAGUACCACAACCCUCCUCCUCAUUCCCGGAUUUGGGAAGUCGGGCGGUUCCUCCCGGCUCUGUGGCCGCAGGGUGGGGGGGGCUCUCCCCGGUGUGGGGGCGCAGGGGCAGCCCCCCCACAGCCCCCCAGCCCCCCGUGCCGUGGCAGGUGGGGCGCUCGUCGCUGCUGGUGGGGGCCCUGCACAAACAGUAUGCGCAGGAGCUGCUCCCGGACAAGCUCCCGCCGCAGGACAACACCACCACCACCGACUCGGACAUGGAGGAGCCCUACCUGCAAGAGUCCAAAGAGGAGGGGAACCCCCCCAAGCUGAAGUGUGAGCUCUGCGGCCGCGUCGACUUCGCCUACAAGUUCAAGCGCUCCAAGCGCUUCUGCUCCAUGGCCUGUGCCAAGAGGUACAACGUGGGCUGCACCAAGAGGGUGGGUUUGUUCCACCCCGACCGCACCAAACUGCAGAAGCCGGGGGGGCCCCCCCACGGACGGCGCCGCAGCUGCAAAGGGCCCCUGCCCCCCCUGGGCAAGGACAGCAAGAAACAGCUCAACCACAGCCAGGAGGAUUCGAGCCGCUGCUCCGACAACUCGAGCUACGAGGAGCCGCUGUCGCCGAUCUCCGCCAGCUCCUCCACGUCCCGGCGCCGGCAGGGGGAGCGGGACCUGGAGCUGCGGGACAUGGAGCUGCCCGACGUGCACGGCCGGGACCUGCCCGGGCUCGGCCACCGCUUCCUGCCCAGCGAGCCCAGCAAGUGGAACGUGGAGGACGUGUACGAGUUCAUCCGCUCCCUGCCCG
Messenger RNA from Neopelma chrysocephalum (saffron-crested tyrant-manakin), 826 nucleotides. Its product is annotated as polyhomeotic-like protein 2. The record is from RefSeq and is a predicted model, not a curated record. NCBI's taxonomy places the organism in Eukaryota, Metazoa, Chordata, Aves, Passeriformes, Pipridae. Gene Ontology annotation, molecular function: zinc ion binding. Gene Ontology annotation, cellular component: PRC1 complex; nucleus. The transcript is spliced from 4 exons. The annotation marks the transcript as partial.